AUGUAUAUAGCAAUUCCAGUUUUGUUAUAUACUGGAGAGAGGGCUUUUAGAGCAAUUCGAUCUUGUUUGUACCAGGUGAAAGUCUUGAAGGGAAUAUCUCUUGGUUCAAAGGAGUACCCAAAAAUAUUCAUUGAUGGACCCUACGGUGCUGCUUCUCAAGACCUUGUCAAGUACAACCAUGUGGUGCUAAUUGGCCUGGGUAUUGGAGCCACACCCUUCAUGAGCGUCCUAAAAGAUGCUCUAAACAGGUUAACUGAGACAUGUGAUGGUCAUACUGACAAAGGAAGAGGCAGCCUAAGUACAUCCAAAAUUUAUCUUUACUGGGCAAGAGAGCAAAGCUCCUUUGAUUGGUUUAAAGAUUUCAUGAACGAUUUAAUACUUUCAGACCAAACUCAGUCAGCUGUAGAGAUGCACAAUUUCCUCACUAGUAUAUAUCAUGAAGGGGAUGUAAGGUCUGUUCUAAUAAGAGCAAUUCAAGCCCUGCAUUAUACUCGAAGGGGCAUGGACAUUGUCUCCAAAACUCCUGUAAGUUUCCAUUUACACUGCCUGAAUCUAAGAUAAAGUUAUACCAAUGGCUAGCUUACAUUGUCUAAGAAUUGAAAAAGGAAUAUCUGAUUCCCAUCAUUUCCUGUUCUAAAAUAAACAAACUUGGAUCGCAUAACUCACACAUUCGAUCUAGAUGAAGAACAAAAGAGAAGUAAAUGGAGAAAUAUACAAAGAGACACCAGAAUGUAAAACUCUACGGUGGCUAGGUGGCUAGGAUUUAUUUAUAGAUGACUUCAAAUAGUUACGGAUAAGAUAAUAGAGAAGGUGGUUUGAUUCUGAACAAGGGUUUUCUACGGUGGUCCUUCGGCAUUGGCAAGAGAACUGAAGGAGCUAUGCACCAAGUUCUCCACCAAAACCUCAACUAGAUUUGUAUUCCAUAAGGAGAAUUACUAGAUUAACGUUGUUUUUCGAGUACAACAGCCAAAUAAAUAGGUAUAUGUACUACUUCACUCCAGCCAGAAAUAAUUCACAAUAAAUUGGUAUAUGCAUGUGUUUUAUUUCAAUUGUAAAUUGAAAUAAUUUAAAAUUGCACCGCUUCCGCAGGUGGAAAUGGCGGAACAGCCAAAUAAUAAAUUAUAUCAUUACGGUGUACUACUUCACUCCAGCCUCAUCGCUAUUAGUAUCUAAAGAGGCUUAAGCGACGUUAUCUCAUAUGCACUGAUAUAUCAGUAAGUUCAAACAAAUUUCAAGACAUGGAAUAAACUGAAAACAAAAAGAAACCAACUAGAAGUUCGAUGAAUGGUAAAUUACUAAGCUCGGGCAGAAGA
Molecule: messenger RNA, 1313 nt
Organism: Cucurbita moschata (crookneck pumpkin)
Lineage: Eukaryota; Viridiplantae; Streptophyta; Magnoliopsida; Cucurbitales; Cucurbitaceae
Product: respiratory burst oxidase homolog protein F-like
Exons: 4
Coding region: 1-561 (186 amino acids)
Cellular component (GO): plasma membrane
Molecular function (GO): NAD(P)H oxidase H2O2-forming activity
Source: RefSeq, a predicted model, not a curated record